This is a messenger RNA of Gigantopelta aegis, 13863 nucleotides long. Its product is annotated as vacuolar protein sorting-associated protein 13A-like. Gene Ontology annotation, cellular component: extrinsic component of membrane. Bases 87 to 9905 code for a protein of 3272 amino acids. The record is from RefSeq and is a predicted model, not a curated record. Lineage: Eukaryota; Metazoa; Mollusca; Gastropoda; Neomphalida; Peltospiridae. Gene Ontology annotation, biological process: protein retention in Golgi apparatus; protein targeting to vacuole. The transcript is spliced from 85 exons.
CGGAAUUCGUUAGACCGGUUACGAGAAUCGGAGGGUGGCUUUUUUCGUGUUUGGUGGUUGUGCAUUUAGUGUGACAGAUCGACAGAAUGGUGUUUGAGUCACUUGUUGUUGAGCUUAUCAACAAAUUUGUUGGAGAUUACGUGGAGAACUUGGACGCAUCUCAGUUGAAACUUGGUAUUUGGGGCGGUGAUGCUGUGUUGGAGAACUUGGAUUUAAAAGAAAGUGCUCUAGAUGAACUUGAUCUUCCCGUGAAGAUAAAAGCUGGGCACGUGGGGAAGCUAACUCUGAAAAUCCCAUGGAAGAAUCUGUACACGGAACCGGUGGUGGCCGAGCUGGAUGGAGUAUACGCGCUGGCUGUCCCAAAUGCAGGUAUAAAGUACAAUGCGGAGAAGGAGGAGAAGGUGAAACAGGAUGCAAAGCAGAAGAAGUUGAAACAGAUCGACGAGAUCAAGAAAGCGGAGGCUGAAAAAGAUAAGCCGAAAGAGGAGAAGCAGGACUCGUUUGUUGAGAAGAUGGCGACGCAGGUGAUAAAGAACCUGCAGAUCAAGGUGAACAACAUUCAUGUGCGGUACGAGGACCGACACACCAACCCCAAGAGGCCCUUCGCCAUUGGCAUCACUCUGCAUGAACUCCUCUUUCAGACAACUGAUGAGAAGUGGGCACCAUGUGUUAUCAAGGAAGCUGUGACACAGAUAUACAAGCUCAUACGCCUGGACUCUCUCGGUGUCUACUGGAACAGCUGUACUGACAUGUAUGAUGGAAGGUCACGGGCAGAAAUAUUGACCACACUCAAAUCCAACAUAGCUUCUGGAGACUCGAAGACAGAAUACCAGUACUGUGUGAAGCCGAUCUCUUCUGUGGCUCACCUCAAGCUGAACACAAAACCCGAACAGACGAACUUCAGCCUGCCGAAAAUAUUCCUCACCAUCGUCUUUGACAACAUCGGCAUCGCGCUCUCAAAAUUCCAGUAUGACGAUGUGCUAGAGAUGCUGGAGUCAUUUGAGCGGAUGGGUCUGCUCGGAAUAUAUCGCAAAUACAAACCUGACGUCCCACUACACAAACAUGCAAAAGAAUGGUGGCACUACGCAUAUGCGGCUGUGUUGGAGGAGACGGUGCGGCGUCGGAGACGGAUGUUUUCGUGGCAGCACAUCUCUGAGCACCGCCUCAUGAUGAAGAAAUAUCGACAGAGUUAUGUGAAGAAACUCGACAGCAAGCGAGUCGGGGGAGACGUCACCAAAACUAUUGAAGAAUGUGAGAAGUACCUUGAUGUGUUCAGUAUCACAAUCAUGAGGCAGCAGGCCGAACUCGAGUUUUUGCUUGAUAGUUAUAUACUGGAAAGCGAGGCUGAAGAAGAGGCUGCGAGACUGGGUGCGAAGAGGGAGCAGGAGAAGGGAAGCGGUUGGUUUGGAGGCUGGUUCGGAGGGGGUCAGGCCAAGGCAGCAGACUCGUCCAAGACGGGAGAUAUUCAGGAGAAGUUCUAUGAGCACUUCACACCUGAAGAGAAGGCCAAACUCUACGGUGCAAUUGGCUACGAGGAGAACGAAUCAGACCCCACUCUCCCAAAAGAGUAUAUUGCUGUGCGACUGGUCACUAAGCUGAGCAACGUUUCUAUUUCCCUGUUGGACAAUACUAAAAAGGAACCACAGAUCUUGAAACUGAAGUUGAAAGAAGUGUUUUCUUCUAUUGGCCAGAGACCCGCCGCCAGUGCUGUGCAGAUUGAGGCUAAGAUAGACAGUAUAAGCAUGCUGGGCACGGUACAGAAUGGCGUCAAACCAAAGAUGAUCAAAUCUCAAGUCCAGGACUCUAAUCACGUUUACUCGCUGCUGGACGCUAAGAUUGAAACGAACCCGCUAGACGGAGGUGCCGACACCCGGGUCAAACUGAACUCAAGGCCGUUGGAGAUAACCUACGAUGCCUGUACGGUGAACCAGCUUGCGGUGUUUUUCAAACCACCUGAAUCUGUGAGACUUAAACAGCUGUCACAGGCUGCCAUGGCAACGUUUGAUGACAUAAAGGAGCAAUCGGCGACAGGCCUGCAACACGCUAUAGAACAGAGGAAAUACACCGAGAUCACGGUUGACCUGAUGUCAUCCUACAUCAUCGUGCCAGAGGGAGGCUUCAUGAAACCUGAUGUGAAGCUGCUUGUUCUAGAUCUGGGUACGCUCAAAGUGACCACAAAGAAAAGUGAGGUAGUGGAAGGAGAAAAGCAGAAGUCUUUGCAUGACGUGAUGGCUGAAGCCUACGACAAGUUUAACAUUGAACUGACGGGAAUACAGAUAAUGUUUGUCAACCCAGGUGAUGAUUGGCAGGCCGCUCGAAAUGAUGAAAAAUCCAAAAUGCACAUUCUGUACCCCAUCUCCAUUCUGCUGAACCUUCACAAGUGUAUGAUCGCCAGGGACCCCAGAAUGGCUAAAAUGAAGGUGUUUGGUGAGAUGCCCCUGCUGAGUUUGGCGAUCUCCGACUUCCGUCUGCAGGAGAUUCUGUCCAUGGUCGACAGUAUUCCGCUCCCGGAGUCUGGCCCCCCUGAACCUGAGAGCGAGGACCUCUUCAAGGGACCGAGUGCCAUGGUGUUGGUUGCAGGUGAUGAACAACAGAUGUUGGCGAAGGCCUCCAAACUAAUCACAGCAGAGGAGGCCACUGCUGUACCCAAGAAACUUGAACGGGCAAUGUCGUCAGAAUAUGUCAACUUCACUGACAUGGAACUCCGAUUUGAAAUCAAGAAGGUGGUACUGAAUGUGAGUGAAAAGACUGGCGGGGAGGAUGUUCCGUUGUUGCGGCUGGUGGUGGAGCGAAUCGGAGCCGCGAUGGACAUGAGGACAUUCGACAUGAAGGUGGAGGCUCACAUCAGUUCACUCAAGCUCGAACAUCUCCGCUUCAAGGAAUGUCGUCCUGCAUCCUGGCAGAAGGAGUCUGACCGCCGCCCUACAACCUAUUUGUAUUGGCCUCGCAAAAACAGGAAAUACUAUGAGAUGGCUAUCAGCCUGGUUGGAACGCCGUACGUUAAAUACUCAGAGCUGCUCCAUGUGGUGUACCUCAAGGCGAACAAAAAGGGCCCUGAAUUUGACACGGUGUAUGGCAAGACGGAGCAGUCAAUUGAAGUGGAGUUCGCCGGCCUGGAGCUCAUGCUGCAUCAGGAGGCAAUACUCAGUCUGAUGGAAUUCGCUCAGCACAUCAUGCCAGCCGACAAACCUGCAGUUGUUGCCCCUGAAGUGAAGCCGUCUGAAGGGAAAGCUGACAAGAAAGAAGAGGAAUCCAAAGAGAAGAAACCCGCAAGAAAGAAAAGGGAGAAACCCGUUGACCCAGAUCUCAUAGAUGUGAAAAUCAAGGCUGAAAUGAAAGCUCUUUAUAUUGCCGUAGCAACGGAGAAGAGGCUAAUUACUGAUAUUCAGAUCGAAGGUAUCGAUGCCUUCGUGGCUGUCCAGAAAGCCAAAACGACAAUCGGAGCAGUUCUCCGAGAUAUGAAAAUAGCCGACCCGACGAAGAACACUCACUAUCCCAAGAUUAUGGGGAUUGAAGGCAGUGAGGUUUUGAAGCUGGAUGUGGUUGCCUAUAACAACGGGACGGAGGGCGAGAAGUACGCCGACAUGUCUUGUGUUGACACGAAGGUCGAGGUCACGAUGGGAUGUAUCCGUCUCGUCUUCCUCAACAAGUUCGUCAUGGACCUCCUGGGUUUCCUUGACAACUUCCAAGCGGCGAAGGACAAAAUGAAGGAAGCUGGGGACGCGGUUGCCGAAUAUUCUGCGGAGGCUGCAAAAAGUCUACAGGAGAAUGCGUCGCGCAUCGCUCUCAACAUCAAGAUGAAGGCCCCGGUGAUCAUUGUGCCCCAGAAGUCAACAUCCAAGAAUGUACUGAUGGCUGAUCUCGGUAACCUUGACCUUCACAAUGGCUUCCACCUGGCGGGCAAAUUGCCGGCCAGUGGAAUGCCGGCCGUCCUAGACAAGAUGGAGAUUGUCCUGACGUCUCUCAAAUUGUCUCGAGCCAUUAUGUUAACCAGUGGAGUGGUGGAGGCAGAGUGUCUGAUAUUGGAGCCAAUAACCAUCUCUCUGAAAAUCGCCCGCAAUCUGUCAGCCGCAUGGUUCCAUGACCUCCCCGACAUCGACGUUGGCGGGACACUGGAGGCAAUUUCUGUGAAAAUGAGCCAGGGCGACUACACAAUAAUCAUGAAGAUGUUGGAUGAGAACCUGAAGGAGGGUCAGUCACCAGAUGGUGAUAAUCUACACGUGAAGACGUCAGUCGGGUCAACUACACAGGCAGGGUCGACCAUCACAGCCACCACAGUGACGCCAGUCACGGCAUCCACUCUUGAAGCUAAACCGAAGAAGGAACCAUCACAAGAUGUUGUAAAGACCACUGAAGCAGCUUACAGCAAGAUGAAGUUCAACUUCGUGUUGAAGUCUCUGGCAGCCACGUUGUACACAGGGGAUAGCAAUCUGAAAAAAGGUAUUUGUCAGCGUGAGACAUCACGAGCUUUAGGAAAGUUUGAACUGCAGGGUUUUAUACUAGACGGACAGAUGAUGUCCGACACUUCCAUGGUAACCACUGUCAUCCUCAAGGACACCAUCUUGGACGACCUUCGACCCUCAAAACAAAGGGGCAUAACUAGAAUGAUCUCAAGAAGUGCAUCCAAGUCGAAAUCUGCGAACAUGAUCGACGUGAAUUUCAACCAGAAUUAUAAACAAGACAAAAAUGUUGACGUCCGGGUGAGCAGUCUGCUGAUCUGCGUGUGUUCCGAGUUUCUGAUGACCCUGGCAGAUUUCUUCACGAAGGGUUUGCCAAAAGCACCAGAACAACCAGCAAAACCUGACGCGACCAAAGUUGUGAAGACAGAAGUGAAGCCAGCAGUCGAAGCAGCCCCGCCACCCGAGGGUGAGAUGGUCAUACAGCUGGUGAUAGAGAAACCGGAAAUAAUCCUCAUCGAAGACCAGCUGAACAAGAGCACCAACUCGCUCACGGUCGAUAUGGGACUGAAUUUCCACAUGCGCAACACCCCGGAGGUUCAGACAAUGCAAGCCACCAUCCAAGAGGUACAGAUCCGGUCCUGUAUGUUUGACAAGAGAGAUCAGUCGGGAAUACAGAUCCUGCAGCCGUGUGACAUCUCGUUCCACAGCAGUGCGCCGUACGGCAAGGGCCACCACAUGGACGUCAGCCUGUCGGACCUCGUCCUCAACAUCUCCCCCGCCACCAUCCGGACACUCACAUCCAUAUCCAGUGGAUUUGCAACAAAACCAGAAGAAGAGGAAGGAACUAAAAGGGAGAAGAUUCCAGACAACUUGUGGGAUAUUAAACAGCUUGCGGAUGUUGACUUGUGGUAUCUAAAACUAGCUGAGAACGAUGUUGAUUCUUCUUUGGAUGUAGCAACCGAAGCAACAGAAGAGCUUGUCAAUGGGGAGGUAACUCCCGAAGAAACCCGUGGGGAGCAGAUGAUCCUGAGCCUGCCUUCCAUUGUGAUGAAACUGGAGGGGGGUAUCGACCACAGGACAGUUCCGCUUCUCAUCGUGGAGUCGUCGUUCCAAGGGGAAGUCCGUGACUGGAGCUCCAAGUUGUAUGUUGAGAGCUCUUUGCGGCUGGAGGUAGCGUACUACAAUGAAAGACUGGCUGUCUGGGAGCCACUGCUAGAACCUGUUAUUGAGAAUUCUAAACCCCGACGCUGGGAGCUCGAACUAGAAGUGAUGCAGAAUGAUGACUUACCGCCCCCGAUUGAGGAGGGUGAGGAUACCGUUGUGUUACCUCCCCCCAAGAUGACCAUCAGUGUUAAAUCCACGGACUCACUGCAGCUGACGAUGACCAAGACUUGUCUGGAAGUUCUACAAAAUCUCGGCAAGGCCUUUGGAGAUGCAUACAACUUGGUUGAGUCUGAUGCCAAAGCUGGAGAAAUGGAUUCUCCGUACGUCAUACAGAACCAGACAGGACUCGAUGUCAUACUAAAACUAGACCCAUUGUUUGAGCCUCCACCCAACACGGUGAGUGGUAAAGUGAAACUGCCGCAGGGUUCUAACCUGCCUCUGUCCAACAAGAUCAGUGGAUCGCCCAUCACCAAGGCUUCAAUGAUCAAAUCCACGCAGGAAGGACAGGAGAGGAAACUCAUCUUCCAGAUUGAAGAGUCCGGUGCUGCAAGGGAGAUAACUAUCAAGCGAGCUGAGAAGCGUCUGUUUCAGAUAAACCAGAAGUCGCACUCUGGUGAAACGUGGGCAGUUGUCGCACAGACAGAUACAAACCUGGGACAGAAAGUCGUGUCACUGCGAUCUAUCGUACAGGUGUACAACCAUCUGGAGGUUGCGAUCGAGGUGUACUAUAAAGGAGACACAAAGGUGGAGAGCUGUGGCAUUGCACAGCCGGGGAUGACCUUCAGUGUGCCGCUCAAAGUUGUCUACUGUGUGUCUGGCGAACUCCUCUUCAGACCUGUGGAUGGUUAUGACAUAUCGUCGGAGAAUUUCAAGUGGCUGGCUGCCGAGAAUGAGGGAGUCAAACAGUUCAGCUGUGCAAGUCGACAACCAGGCUCGACUGCACUCUGUUUUAACGUUGCAACAAAAGUGGAAAACAUCUACUUUGAAAAUGGGACAGAAACGAAUGCAAAGAGCUACGUUCUAAACAUCCAUCCGACCGUCAUUCUACAUAACCUGCUUCCAUUCCCUAUCUACUAUGUGUUAGAGGGAAAUUCUGAUCAGAAGAAAACCCUCAACAAGGGAGAGAACUGUCCUCUGUUGAAUGCCGCUGUGAACCAGUCAACACUGGAACUGUCGCAUUCGAUGAAGAUAGUGAUUCCUGAUUAUAUGGGCAAAGAGUAUGUAGGGAAUCGAAUUCUGAAAACCAGCGUGCCCGAACUUAGCAUCUGGACGUUUGAAACACAAGAUGGAAACCAGAAUACCACCAUGGAUUUUGGACUGUACUGUAAGAUGAAUGAGGGCAGUUUUGAUGUGUCUCUGUAUUGUCCGUACUGGAUGAUUAACAAGACUGGACAGUCACUGAGUUACAGGGGAGGUGAAGGUGACACGGAAUACGACCACCCAGCCGACUACGACGGCAUCGUCAUGUUCGUCUUCAAGUCCAAGUCGCUGUUUGGCAGCAAGAAGAAGGAGAAAAACGGGAAAUCUGAAUCUGAAAAAAAAUCUAAAGUAAAAGAGAUGAAACAGAGUGGUAAAGCACAGUUAAAGAUCGGAAGUGCUGAUUGGUCAGACAAGUUCUCUCUUGAUACUGUUAACUGUUCUGGAACCGUUCAGUGCAAAAGUGCUAAGAGAGUGUUUGAAGUUGGUGUCACAAAUAACCUAACCCAGACUGGGUUGACCAAGGUGAUAACGUUCACACCUUUCUACAUGCUGCUCAACACCGCAGAGACUUCUAUCUUGUGUUCUGAGGUGGCAGAGACUGAUGACUGGAUUGAGGUGGUACCAGGGAAGUGUUUGCCAUUUUGGCCUGAGCAGACUGGGAAGGACUUGACAAUGAAAGCCAAGUUCAAGGACACGCCGUUGGCGACGACCCCGUUCCAGAUAAACAAGGCCCACACGACGUGCCUGCGCCUUGACAACGAGUACGGCGGCCUCAACGUGGAGUGUGUUGUCACAGAGUCUGCCAUGGUGACGACCUUCACCGAGUAUGCAUUGGGACUGGCAGCCAUUCAGAUUGUCAAUCACGUGGCGUCUGGGUCGAUCACCUUCAACCAGAAGGGUCUGAAGACGGUGCACACCCUGAAUCCCAUGGAAACCGUUCUGUACACGUGGGAAGACGCACUGGGAAAACGGGAACUCGUCUGGAAGUGUGGUGACAAGGAAUUCACCAAUGAUUUAUCACAGGAUGGACUGGGAGAUUUCUUCGUUGACACGGACACGAAAGCCUACUGGGUCUCCUUCCUCGAUGGGAUGCAGCGAGUUAUGCUGGUAUCUCAGGACCUCGCUCUCAUCACCAUGGCACAGCAGGCUGGAGAGUUCGAGAGGAUUGAACAGGAAAUCAGUGUCUCCAUCCAAGGAAUGGGAUUGUCGCUUGUCAACAAUUAUAACCAAUCAGAGAUUGCCUUCCUUGGAAUCACAAGCUCGGGGAUUAUUUGGGAAGAGAAGAGAAAACGGUUCAAGCCAAUCAAGAUAAAGGACAGUUUAAUACUGGAGCAAGCGUAUCAGAAAUACAUCACUGAAAUCACCAUAGGAAACACGCCACCAGCCAGGGUACAUCUCGAAAACAAGAUGGAGGUUGAUUUUACAAACUACAAAGACAACAUCUUGAUGUUGAAACCCAACAAGCGCACGAUCCGGCGGAGUUUCGUUGAUGGGAUCUGGAUCCAGUACAAGACAUCUCCGCUCCAGGUUCAGCUUCAUGCCAAGAUCAACCGGCUGCAGCUCGACAACCAGCUGACAGGGGCUGUGUUCCCCACGGUGGUCGCACCACUGCCACCACCAAAAUCAGUCGCUGCUGAAAGUGUUCCAAAACCGUUCACUGAGAUCAGUUUGAUGCAGAGAAAACACGAACACAGCUCCGUGUCACAGAUCAAAUAUUUCAAAGUUCUGAUCCAGGAGUUCUCGAUGAAAGUGGAUCAGGGUUUUCUCAACGCCAUUCUCGACCUGUUUGCUGCUGAUGUUCCUAUCUCUCGUGACGAGGAGACGGCCGGUUUUCUAGUGGACUGUAACAAGAAUGAGGAGGACUUGAUGAUUGUGGUGGGCGUGUCUCUCGCUCAGGAGCAGAAGAACUUCUACGACUAUCUCCACUUCUCACCCAUCAAGAUUCACCUGAGUUUCUCUCUACAAGGCGGAGGUGACAGCGACAAGCCGACUCAGAUCCACGCCAACGUCCUCAACGUCUUCCUACAGAGCGUCGGCGUUGUGCUCACAGACAUACAGGACGUCGUCUUCAAGUUGGGUUACUUUGAACGGUGUCACAACUUCUACAACAAGAGUCAGCUGACUAAUGAGAUGACGCGGCACUACGCGGGACAGGCAAUAAAACAGAUGUACGUGCUCGUGUUGGGGCUGGACGUGCUGGGUAACCCGUUUGGUUUGCUGCGCGGUCUCUCUGAAGGAGCAGUAGAUCUCUUCUACGAACCCUACCAGGGUGCUAUCCAAGGACCGGAAGAAUUUGCCGAGGGUCUGGCGUUGGGAGUUCGCAGUUUGUUUGGACAUGCUGUUGGUGGUGCUGCUGGAGCGGUGUCUCGUAUCACGGGAACGCUGGGGAAGGGAAUCGCGGCCCUCACUCUGGAUGACGACUACCAGAAGAAACGUCGCGAACAGCUGAACAAACGACCGGCCAGUGCCAGAGAAGGGUUCGCCCGCGGUGGAAAGGGACUUGUUAUGGGUGUGUUUGAUGGUGUAACAGGAAUUGUACGGAAGCCCAUGGAAGGUGCUAAACAAGAAGGCGUCUCAGGAUUUUUCAAGGGAAUGGGCAAGGGGCUUGUUGGCGUGGUAACCAGACCGACAAGCGGAGUGAUUGAUUUUGCAAGCAGCUCAUUUGAAGGAAUCCGAAGGUUGGCUGAAAUGUCUGAUGAAAUAAAGAGACUCCGGCCGCCACGACGAUUCCACAAAGACAAAAUAGUCCGGCCGUAUAACCACCAGGAGGCGGAGGGAUACGCCAUACUCCAUGAAACUGAGAAGGGCAAAUUUGCGACGACCGAUGAAUAUGUUGCCCACGUGGUCAUCAGCAAGGAUGGAAAACUCAUCUUCCUGGUCCUCACCAAGCGUGUGUUGCUUGCGAAGAGAGGCGAAAUCUUCGGAUCGUGGGAUGCGGAGUGGAUGUUCACAUGGGCAGAAAUUAAGGAACUACCCAAGAAAACAAAUAAAGGAAUUGAAAUAGUGCUGAAGGAGAAAGAGAAGAAGUUGUUUUCCUUUGGCCACAGUGCUACCAAGAAAGAAGUCCAUAUACUGGAUCCUAAACAGGCAGAGUGGAUCAUUGGGAAAAUUGAAGAAGCUAUGGCCCGUGCAGCGACAUAGUUCCUACAUAUUCUUCUACCCGAUUGGCCAGCAGUCCAUAUCAUAUCUGUAAACUGCCCUAUGAUUGGCUGGACUUGGGACACCUUCACCUUGUAUGAAGAGACUUGAUUGGACAAUAAGACGACUGUGUGCAAUAUUGUAUCACUGCGUGUUGACUGUUGUGUUUGUAUUGGAACAGCUUCUUUCAGUUCAUUGGUGCUUUGUUGAUGGUGAGACGCUGCUUGCAGUGAUUUCAUCAUCUGAGAAUUAUGACAUUACUGUUAUUUUAAUUAGUAUUAUUACUGCAUACAUGUUGUCGAUCAAAUUCAAAAAUAUCUCUGAGAAAACAUUAUGACCGACUCUGAAAUAUUUAAAAGAAACCAGGAUAAUUAUGUUAAUAUAUUACAAAAAAGAAACAUUAUAACUGACUCUGAAAUAUUAAAAAGAAACCCAGGAUAAUUAUGUUAAUAUAUUACUGAAAAAACACUGCAGAGAACUCAGAAUUUUCUUUUAAAACACUUAAUUUCAGCAAUAUAUCACUUUGUGCAGUUAUGUGGUAAAACAUUUAUUAUUGCGUUCUCAUAGCACACUAGAAAUCGAAAUUGUAAUAUUUGGAAAAAACAAUAUAGUCAAACCAGUCUUCAUUUUGUGUCCGAUUCUAUCAGAUUCUUAUUUAAAAAAACACUGUGAUCAUUGAGAAUUAAAAAUGUUCAUUAAUGUUUUACACCGAGCUUAGUGACUUAAUUAUAAUUUAAUUCUAAUAAAUAAUUAUUAUGUAAAUCAUAUUUUGACACAUGUGGGUUGAACACUGGAUGUCAAUUUUUUUUUUUAACAAUUGGCAUUUCUUAAUUCACAUGAUUUUCAUUUGUAGGAAUGUUACAGGAAUCUGUGGCCUAAUUCACUAAAGUCUCGCAACUUUUCAGUCUCACUGUGCAAUGCACAAAGACAUGCAAUGAUGAUGUGAUUUUUUUUUUUUUAAAAGAGCCUUACAGAGCUUUGUGAAUUAACUCCCUUAUGACUGACAACAAAACUGAGAUCUUGUCAGUGGCCAUGAGGUUAGGACCACACACUGAAUGUCAUGUAAAUCUGUGGCCUGUUCCAGGAAGCUAUCUUAGCGCUACGAUCAUCUUAGGUGCAUAAAUACUGUAUAUACUUAAGGUGAUCUUAGCGCUAAGAUCAUCUUAGGUGGAUAACUGCUGUAUACACUUCAGGUGAUCUUAGCGCUAAGAUCAUCUUAGGUGUAUAACUAUUGUAUACACUUAAGGUGAUCUUAGCGCUAAAAUCAUCUUAGCACUAAGAUCACUUCGUGGAACGGGGCUCAGUGCAGUCAGUUUAAAUUCCGUGUUUUUAUACAUGAUAUAUGCUGGUUCGUGACACUUGAUUUUACUUCAGUAUUUAGUAUUCAUUUUCAUUCUCCGUGAAAGACAAAACAAAUGAGAUUCACAAAGGAUUACUGAGAAAAUAGUGCAUUACAUUUUAAAAAAUAUAAUUUAAAGCUGAGAUUAAACCGCGGAUGUGAUUCGUCCGCUGUUUAUCUUGCUUCACUAUUUGGUAUAAAUAAUUUGUCCAAAAUUACGGCUUUUAGAUUGCACCAAAGUUGAUGUGAUAAAGGGUAAAUACAUUAAUAGGUUAAUUAGAAAAAAGAAAAGUAAUACUGAUUUACAGUUAUCGUAAAACAACUGUAAAUAAGAAAUUUCUGUCAGGCCUCUAAGAAUUAAAAAUUGGUGUAAAUCAUAUACGGGAUAUGCCAAGUAUAUAUAAUUCACGUAAACUACAAUGUAUUUAAGUUUGCUUAACAUGUUUACAACAUUGUAAAUGUUCUAAAUUUGAUUUAGAAUUGUGCAAGUUAAAGACAAAUGAUUGUUGGUGCAAGUUUUAUAACCCAGUUCUCUCCGUUUCUGGCUGUAUUAAAAACUACUUUACUUCAAACAGAUGGUUUUAAUGUGAAUGUUGUAUUUUGUGUUACCUUUAUAUGCAUGAAUAACCACAACAUGUUUGUUAAAACGUGAAAGUUCGGUUAAAUUUAGUUAAUGACAAAAUGUAAAUGUUUUGGCAAAUCCUUUCGGAAAUUAUUUGCAAAACUGUACUGUUGAAUCCGUGUUGAAUUCUCAAAUAGCUUAACGUCAGAUAAUGUUAACAUACUCGGUAACUGUUGAUUAGUUACAAUGAAAUGGUAAUUUGUUUUAAAGAUGGAGUAAUCGUUGAACAUUUACAUAUGUUUUUUAUGUAUAUGUGCAAAUGUUAUUUAAGGAUUCUUUAACUAUACUAAAAUUUACAUUUGUUGCCUAGGUAUUGUCUUAUGAUUAGGUUACUCAGACGUGUGUGCAGGAAUUUUAUCAGGAGAGGUUUGCAAAAUUUAUUGGGGGCAGUCAAGUCAUCCUCCACCAGAAAUAUGUAAAAAGAUUUGCUUGAGCAGCUGGGUUUUAACCCUCGAAACACCCCUCCCCACUCCUCCUCCACACACGCGUCUGUUACUGUUAAAAGUUUAUAGUUGUUUCUUUCGAACAUGUUAUGCAAAUAGUUUUUUGUAUUAUUUUGUGCUAAAAAAAAUAUCAUGACCGAUUGUACUUUUAUAAAAUUUCAGUUUGUGAUAUUUUAUUAAUGUUAAAGCAGUAAUGUUCUGUUUUUUUAAUAGCCUUUGUUCUACAACACAAUUGUAUAUAACGGUAACAGGGUUCCUUUGUAUACAUCUCUGUAAGGUUUCCAAUGAUUGUAUGUUAAACCACAUGAUUGUGUUUCGUUUCCAUAGCAAUAGGUUAUUCUUUGUGAACAAAUGUAACAUUUUAAAAGUUAACUUAUAUAUAUUGCUGAAGAAUUUUUUUUUUUUUUUAAUUAGUGUUCUUUGUCAAAAUAUAUUUAAAAUGAAUUUCAAUUUGUGGUGAAGUUAAAAAGUACUUUUAUUUUGUUUACAUUUUAGUAUUUGAAUGUGGAAUGUGGACGAAAACUGCAAAUUAAUAAUACAAGUUAAUUAGAGCUUAAUUAAACAGUUAGAUGAUUUGGUGUGGACGUUUUUUGCAUGUAUGAAGGCAGGAGGAAGAAAUUAAUCUUUUCUAAUCACAACACAUUUUAAAUACCUUUUACUACAUGCCGGACAGCACAUACCACAUUAUUUGAUAUAUAUGUAUCAUUCUUGAAUAAACCGUAUAACAAAAUACUACAUUUCUGUAACACUAAAAAUACAGAUUGAAUUUUUUUUACUAAUGACGGGUGUUCCUGGUAUAAAAUUUCACCAAUUAUGUUUUUCAAAAUUUUAGACUAUUCCACAUUCAAAUGAUAAAAUGUGUUUGAAGAAAUGAUGUAUAUUUUUGCUAUGUAUGUUUGUACAUGUAUAUGCAAACUUCUUUAUGUUAGGUGUUUGUUUAUCAAUAUAUUCCAUUUUUGUAGUCCCGCGGUUUCAAAUCUUAGUUCAGGCUUGCUCAGUGAUUAAUCUGUUGAUUGUCAUAACAACUGAAUGGUGCUUUUAGAAAAAUAUUACUGUUGUUAGUUGUGAGAUAUUAGUAGUUGUAGUUUUUGUAAUAGAAUUAGUAUUAUGUGAAAGAACGAGAAAUAUUCUCAAAUGUUCUCUUUUAAAUCUGUUGUCAUGAGUUCUGUACACUUUCUCAUUCAUUUGUUUUUUGUUUUGUUUUAAAUGUUCUUGGUGGGUUUUUUAAUUGUUGGCUAAUAUUUCUUGACAAAAUUUACUUUCAUUUCUCUCAUCUAUUAUUGUAUUUAAUGUGGCUUCUUGUCUUUGCUUUGUUUGCUUUAAAUCUAACUUUGAUCUCAUCAAAAUAUAAGAUAAUAGUGCUUAUUUUAACAGCUUUUGUCUGAAUUUGGUAAUUCGUCUUUUUAAGAUUGUUGUGAAAUUAUAUUCCAUGCUUAAUUUUUAAGUUCAAUUUAAGAAAUUGUAUCACAUGAAUGUUAAAACUUGUAUCAGAAUAAUGUUAUGUAACUGCGCUUCAUUUUGCUUAAACAAUGUCCUAUAAACGCAAUGACCACAAAA